Messenger RNA from Solea solea (common sole), 4090 nucleotides. RefSeq names its product transmembrane emp24 domain-containing protein 7-like. The record is from RefSeq and is a predicted model, not a curated record. The transcript is spliced from 4 exons. Gene Ontology annotation, biological process: endoplasmic reticulum to Golgi vesicle-mediated transport; intracellular protein transport; Golgi organization. Lineage: Eukaryota; Metazoa; Chordata; Actinopteri; Pleuronectiformes; Soleidae. Gene Ontology annotation, cellular component: endoplasmic reticulum; endoplasmic reticulum-Golgi intermediate compartment; Golgi apparatus. Bases 144 to 785 code for a protein of 213 amino acids.
GAGCAGAGGGGCGGGCCUUCACGUGGGACAGCCAGUCCUGCGUCGUUUUUGUGAAACGUCAUUUCAGAUUAGUCGCAUCCGGGUGAGCAUUUUGAGAUCAGUGGACGUGUUUACUUUGAAGCUGUUGGCUCUUGGUCUUCAGGAUGUACGGAUCCUUCCGGGUGCUGCUGCAGGUCCUGUGGGCCCUGCUGCUCUGGGGCUGGGUGCUGGGCUCCGAGCUCACCUUUGAGCUGCCGGACAACGCCAAACAGUGUUUCUACGAGGACAUCACCAUCGGUACCAAGUGUACACUGGAGUUCCAGGUGGUGACGGGCGGUCACUAUGAUGUGGACUGUCGUUUGGAGGACCCAGAUGGCAACACACUCUACAAGGAGAUGAAAAAGCAAUAUGACAGCUUUACCUUCACUGCUUCCAGGAAUGGCACCUACAAGUUCUGCUUCAGUAAUGAGUUCUCCACCUUCACGCACAAGACGGUGUAUUUUGACUUUCAGGUCGGGGAUGAUCCUCCACUGUUCCCCAAUGAGAACAGAGUCACUGCUCUCACCCAGAUGGAAUCAGCCUGUGUGUCUAUCCAUGAGGCCCUGAAGUCAGUCAUCGACUACCAGACACAUUUCCGCCUCCGUGAGGCUCAGGGUCGCAGUCGGGCAGAGGACCUCAACACUCGUGUUGCAUUCUGGUCCAUUGGAGAAGCCAUUAUUCUUUUGGUUGUCAGCAUCAGCCAGGUGGUCCUGCUGAGAAGCUUCUUCUCUGACAGGAAGACCACUACAACACGUGUCGGAUCAUAACAGUCUCUGAGCUCUGGGAUCUUUAUUCAUCACGUUCUUUCUUUACAUGAGCUUGUGUGUAUUGAGUUGCUUAGAAUAGCAGGGCUGAAUUGACAUUGGAUCAUAUCUAAUUGCCAGGGCUUAUAAUCUUAGGUCCUUUCGUGUUCAGUACUGCUCUUCUAAGAAAUUUAAUGCAACCAAGUCUUGCGCAAAAAGGCUGUGUGUUUAAAACGAUUGUGAGGUUAAAGGAAAACGGAAGAAAGGCUUGAUUGUGUUGCUUCUAAAUAUGUUUGUUGAGGCAGUUCAAGCAGCUGGUCAUAUAGUUUAAAAAAAAACAACUUACUUUGAAUAUUGGAAUUUUCUCAAUGUGUUCCUUCUUUAUUUGUGGCCUUUUUGCCCCCAUGAUCUCAUACCCUCUCUCCUUGAUCGGUUCCAUUUUCAGCCCAAACUUUGCACUGAAAUAACCAAGGUAGUGGAAGGUGUAACUGAAAGUAUUCAUAAUGUACAGUACCAUGCCAAAGUCUCAGGGCACCACCAGUCAUACAACACGUGUAUGUAAUGCUCAAUCAUGUGUUGAAUAAACCUGCCAUAUUAGACCCUUUUUCUCAGCAGAUAUUUAUCAACAUGGAAUAGUAGGACAAAUGCAGAUUUUUACCAUUUUACCACAUUAAUUAGGGUUCCACUCCAGAUUUAAGAGAGCCAGGGUCGUGCUAUUGUGUUCGAGUGUAAGGGUAGGCCACACCAAACACUUGACACAAUGACCUGUAGAAGUUGAUUUUGAAACCACAUACAUGUUUCCCAUGUUUACUGGACGUGUUCUAGUAAAGUGAUUGGGAAAUAAUUAUCAUACCAUAGACCAUACAGUAAUUGUACUGUAUGACUAUUGUGUUAUUGCUAAAACAAGAAAAAAAUGGUGGCCUAAGACUUAUGCACAGUAUUGUAGGUGUAAGAAUAUACAGUGGAUAUUUCUUUAUCUACAAACCGUUGGGUCACUAUCACUAAGAUUUGCGUCUAUUAUGACAAGAAAAUUCAUGUUCCAUGUUCUCAUUGUUAUUAAACCAUACCUUGUUUAGUGAGAAAGACUAGAUAUUGUGUUUGCUUUAACUAGUUUUGCCAUUUUAGAUUAGUUAUUUGAAGGGGGUAUGCUGUGCAGAGUAAGUUACUUCAAUAUUAACUUGAAGGAGGGAGCUAUUUUUUAUUUAAGCUAUUUUUAUUUGGAUUAAAGUACUCGCAUCUCCCAUUAAUUGACCCAAAAUACACCUAUUUGACCACACCAAGGUGAAUCAUCACCCCUAAAUUAUAUUUUUUUGACUUAGUUUUGGGGAAACCUUAUUAUAUCUGAAAAAUGGCACAUUUUGUGUUAAUAGGCAAUGCCUAUUACCAAGUGCACCAUGUUGUUACAUAAACGGUCAGUCAUAGUUCCCAGCAAUGUUAUAUCUAGUGCUGCCUUUGCUAUUUAAAGUGCAACAACUUAUUUAUAUUGUGGGCUGAUAUUGUCCUUGUGGUUUUAUACAGUACUGUUGUAAAAUGUAUGUUUUUCUUUUGCAAAAUGUUGCUUAAAUUUAAUUCUAGUAUUUGUAAGUUGUAAUUUCAGAUGAUUUCCCCUCACCAACUACUUGGUUCUUAUUCGAACAAAAGAGAACAACAUUUUGGACAGAGUUGAUUUAAUUUUACAGGCACUCAUUUUUUUCUUUCAUCAGUUGAUUCCAUAAAUGGUUUUCAACAUGCAAGUUUCUUGAAAUUUUCAUUAAACAUUUGAAUGUGCAGGAAGCUACACAUUAAUUAGUUGCACACUUAUUUCUGACUGGCUGAAACAUGUUUCAAGUGAAGCUUCACAUUAGCACAGUUAACACAACAAAUCACAUAUGUAUGUCAUUUAACAUGGAUUCGAUUGCUGGCAAAGUUUUAAAAAAAAAAACAUCCGUGGAAUUUUAAAUAUGCCUAAGGCUUUUACACAUGGACCACUGAAAUAUACCACAAACUCAUUCCAUUUCGACUUUAUAGUCUUGUUCAGUGUUGGUAUUUCCCUUAAGGUUUGUUCAGUUUUUGGAUGUAUUUUGGUUCAAAUUCAACUAUGAUGACUGUUAAAAUCUUAAAGGCUGUCCAUUUAGUCAAAAAUCAUCAAUAAUAACCUUGUUUUCAGUGAAGGGUGACAUUUCUGGAUGCGUCCUCUGGUGGUGCUUUUCCUGCUCUUAACCUGUAGGGAGUGAUAUAAUCAAGGCCGUCAGAGUCAACUGUGUAGAUACACAUUUCAGAAUAUAAUUCCCCCUACUAAAAACCUCUCAAUCAUAUGAAUCUUUUUUAGAUAUGACCUUUAUUCUGUUGUAGGUGAACUCUAAUUUCUUAAUUUUUUCAUUGAACAAAAUACAUUUAACAAGAUAAGAUGCCAGCAUAAAAUUACAGGAUUGGAAGAAUAAAGUUAUUUCAAAAAUAGAGAAAAUAAACACUGCAUUGAUAAAUAGAAACAUGCUCAUUCAUUGACAUGUUUACACGUUUUUUGGGGUUUUUUUUGUUGUAAAGGUUACUACAGAAUUGAUUUCAAGUAGAAAGGUGAUAACAUUUCUGCUUGUGAUCAGCAGUGGUUAUCAAACGGUUUAUACCAAGUACCACCUGAGAAAAUAUUGAGCAGCGCUAUUAUCGUUAAAACGUUAAAAUGCAGUGCUGUAAAUUGGCCGAGCAAAGUCAGCUACGGACUUCUCACAGGAGGCAGAUUUAUUCCCAAUAAGAUAAUUUUCUCCCUCCCUAUCCUCCUCUUCCUCACAUAUAUACAUUAGACACUGGUGUAGGGAAAUUAGAUUAAGAUGAAGGGAGAGACAGAGGUGACUAUUAUUAAUUUUUUGGUUAUUUGUUCCAUUUUCUACGCACUCCGGUCCGAAUUCCUCACCACUCCGAUCUCAUACCCUGAUACAGUACAACAGGAUUUCUGAUUUUCCUCCAUGUACCACCAGAGGAAGCUCAUGUACUACUGGUGGUACACAUACCACAGUUUGAGAACCAUGAGUGUAGAAGAUAAUAGACACUGUCUUUUGGAUUAAUAUUAUAACAUCUGAGGAUAUUUUCUAAUAAUCAUCAUUUCCAGCAGGCUGUACACUGAGAAGGCUUCCUUCCACAGUUUGAAUUUCUUCAUCACAAUUAAUCUCAUCCUCUCAUCUCCUCAAUCUCAUCUUCUUCUCAUCCUCCUCCUUCAUCAUCAUCAUGCAGUCCAAAACUGCAAAGUGUUUCAAAGUUCUCCCCAGAGAGUUGUUAUUCUUUUUCUUUUUCUAAUGAUAUCCAGCAGGUUGUACAUUGAGAGGUGCCCUUCUAAUAAUAAAGUCUUCAGCAAAGCA